AGCAGCUGUUCUGUUAAGUAUCAACAGCGAUACAAAACAAAACAAUGCACGAAAUAGAAGCACAUAAAGCGCGUAUUACUCGGAUCGAGGAAUUUAUUAAUGAUGUGCUUAAAGAAGAUCUCAAACGUCUUGAGCAGUGUCUCAAUCAGUUUAACGAGGAGAUCAUGGAGUAUGUUCAGCUAAAGAACACGUUGCAAACAUUUGGCGAGCACAUGCCGGACGGCUACAAAACACAGGUUAACAUUGGCAGCAACAUUUUUAUGCAGGCGCGCGUUAAACAAAUGGACAAAAUACUGGUCAAUGUGGGCAAGGAACUGUUUUUGGAGAUGAGCAUGCCGGAAGCGAUAAGCUUCAGUGAUGUACGCGUCAAAAUUUUAACCAAACAGGCGGACGUAGUGCGAGAGGAGAGUGUGAAGAAGCGCUCACAAAUCAAGAUGGCGCUGAUAGCAAUUAGUGAGCGAGAAAAGCUGCUGCAGCAACAGGAUGAAAGAUAGCGAGGGAUAUGCUUUGGGCGGGUAGUGUUACAAAACGCUGUGUUUAUGCACGUUUACAUCGAUAUCGAUAUACAAGUUAAUCUUUUAAAUGUGAAUUUAUCGACAGUUAUAAACUCGAUUAAGCGCAAAUAGUCAAAUGCAAUUCGCA
Drosophila hydei is the source of this 642-nucleotide messenger RNA. RefSeq names its product protein UXT (gene Uxt). The record is from RefSeq and is a predicted model, not a curated record. The coding region runs from base 45 to 494 and encodes 149 amino acids. Gene Ontology annotation, biological process: protein folding; negative regulation of transcription by RNA polymerase II. Gene Ontology annotation, molecular function: transcription corepressor activity. Lineage: Eukaryota; Metazoa; Arthropoda; Insecta; Diptera; Drosophilidae. The transcript has a single exon. Gene Ontology annotation, cellular component: prefoldin complex; cytoplasm.